This is a messenger RNA of Pelagomonas calceolata, 1606 nucleotides long. Lineage: Eukaryota; Pelagophyceae; Pelagomonadales; Pelagomonadaceae. The record is from the annotation of a GenBank genome assembly.
GAGAGCUCUUGCAGCUGUAAAAUUAACAAGCGUUCCAGAGCGCCUCGUCGCGUAGGCGCUGCCAAUUUUAGGUGGCAGUUUCGUAUUGCUGUACUGCAACUCCUGGCCUGUGCAGCUUUUGGCAGUGGGCCGCCGCAUCCGUAGCGAGUACUAGCGCGAGGAGCACUCCCGACAACAGGCCAAGCGCGGGAGCGCGGGAGAAGGCUGCGCGGCGGCGCGCGGCCUAAGAUAAAAAACCCAUGACGGGCCGCGCGGCGCCGACGCCAGACGCGAGCCCGCGCGACGUCGCCGUCGACGACGAACAACAAACGCCGCGGCACGGCCUCGUGUACCGCGUCGGCUCGAAGCGCAAGGACGAGGACCGCGCCGUGGCCGGCGAGCACGUGACGUGCGGCGGCGAGCGCUUCGCGUAUUUCGCGAUCUUUGAUGGGCACGGCGGCAAGGACGCCGCCGACCGCUGCCAAGCUACUUUACACGAUCAAAUCAGUAGGAGAGCACCGGACACGACAAAAGCGACGGACGCCUUGAGCGAAGGGUUGCGGAGGGCCUGCUGGGAGCUCGACGAAGACUUGGGGAGUGCGCACGUCGACGCCGGCACGACCGCGACCAUUUUAUGCAUCGGUAGAAGCACAGCCACGCUAGGCUGGGUCGGAGACUCGACGGCUCUAGUGGUCGACAUGACCAGCCCCAAACCCGCCUGGGCGACGCCCAAACAUAAUCCCCAGAAUCCCAGUGAGGUCGCGCGCAUGAAGGCGGAGUGGGGCGCUCGUCGCGAGUUUUUAUUAUAUGAGUCGCCGGACGGCGAGGACCAGGCGUACAACGAGGCGAUGGACGCCUUUACGACGACCUAUGAAAAGCGCUUGGCUGAUCAUUUCCGAGCGCAGAACCUGCCUCCCCUACGACCGAACUUGAUCCGCGACUCGAUGCGCCGCGAAACGUUAAUUAAUGACCGCUGCGACCGCGUCAAUACUAUGAGAAGAAAACAAUCCUUCGAGGCGGUCACGAAGUUCGGGAAAGUGGUCAGUGGCCAGGACAUGGACGCUACUAUUGAUAUGAAAAGGCACGAUAGCAAUUUUACCCGUAGAACGUCGCCGGAGGACGGGCGGCCGCGCGGGCCCGUUGUUGUUGGGGCUAAUUGGCGCGGUAGGAGGCCUGGUACUACGGUAGGAGGCGCCUCGACUUGUGUGACUCGUUCCAUCGGGGACUGGGAUGCUUCGAGAGCAGUCAUCCCGGAGCCCGAGACCAAGACCUGGGACACCUCCAGCGUCUUCGACCGCGUCGUGUUGGCCUCCGACGGGCUGUGGGACCUCGUGUCGUUCGAUGCGGCUGCGACAUGUAUGCGAUCCGUUGAUGAUCCUCAAAAAGCUGCUCACUUACUCUUGAAACGGGCCAAAUCGGAGUCGGCGCGGCGGGGCUACUCAGGUUUGAAGGAUGAUACCACAAUACUGGUGGUCGACAUCAACCCGAACGCGCUGAAGGUGACCGAAACGGCGCAGGGCUGCGCGUGCGUCGUCUCCUAGGGUUUCUCUUGGGCGCCGCCUCUCUGCUGAUGGGCGGUGCAAGCUUGCACAUACUUAUACCGAUGUGUCUAAAGAUACUGUAUGCA